This is a messenger RNA of Anoplophora glabripennis (Asian longhorned beetle), 1098 nucleotides long. Its product is annotated as cathepsin L-like proteinase. Bases 53 to 1021 code for a protein of 322 amino acids. The transcript has 5 exons. Gene Ontology annotation, biological process: immune response. The record is from RefSeq and is a predicted model, not a curated record. Gene Ontology annotation, cellular component: lysosome. NCBI's taxonomy places the organism in Eukaryota, Metazoa, Arthropoda, Insecta, Coleoptera, Cerambycidae. Gene Ontology annotation, molecular function: cysteine-type endopeptidase activity.
GCGGAAGACAGAUUAUUUUGCAGUGCUCAUUGUGUUGUUCGAAAGGAAAAUCAUGAUGAAGUUCUUAGUUGUUCUUGCAUCCGUAGUUUUGUCAAUUAACGCCGCAACUGACAAAGAAUUGUGGUUGGAAUUCAAACAAAACUAUGGGAGAGACUACAGAAACCUAAGAGAAGAACAGGUACGUUUCUCCAUCUUCCAAACCAAUCUGCGUACCAUCGAAGAACACAAUGAGAAAUACAACAGCGGAGAGAAAACCUACUACAUGGGAGUCAACCGAUUCACAGACAUUACCCCUGAGGAGUUCACGUCCAUGUUGAACUAUAGCGCCUCCACGAAACCUCUCCGUACAGGUCCCACCGUCUAUCACGAGGACACUAGCCUAGAAGCCCCAGCCUCCGUCAGCUGGGUGUCCCAGGGGGUCGUCACCGAGGUGAAGAAUCAAGGACAAUGCGGUUCCUGUUGGGCAUUCAGCACCACGGGUGCUCUGGAAGGGGCCUAUGCCAUCAGAACCGGCUCUUUGGUGAGCCUCAGCGAACAGAACCUGAUGGACUGCUCCAGCAGAAACGCGGGAUGCAACGGAGGAGUUAUGCAAUACGCUUUCGACUACGUCAGAGAGAACGGCAUCGAAACAGAGAGAGACUACCCUUACACGGCUCGUGAUGGCUCCUGUAGGUUCAGCAGCUCCAAGAGCGUAUUCAGAAUCUCAGGCUACAAAGACGUCCGCCAGAGUGAAAGCUCCCUCCUGGACGCUGCCGCCACCGUCGGCCCCAUCGCCGUUGCCAUCAACGCCGACCACUUCCAGCACUACUCCGGAGGCGUCUUCGACGAAAGCUCCUGCGACGGCGUAAAUUUGGACCACGGAGUCCUCGUCGCUGGCUACGGUACCCAGAACGGCGUGCCAUACUGGCUGGUCAAGAACUCCUGGGGCGCGUCCUGGGGUGAGAACGGUUACGUCAAGAUGGUCCGCAACAAGAAUAACCAGUGCGGUAUCGCCAACGACGCGUCGUAUCCAUACUUUUAAUUAGUCUUUCAUAUCGUUGUUCACGUAUUUAAAAAGUUAAGUGCAGACAUCCUUAAAAAUAAAUUAAAUAACUCUUA